AUGGUAAACGUUCCCAAAACCCGCCGAACUUUCUGCAAGAAAUGUGGCAAACACCAGCCCCACAAAGUGAAGUACAAAAAGGGCAAGGAUUCCCUGUAAGCCCAGGGAAUGCAACAUUAUGACAGAAAACAGAGUGGCUACGGUGGGCAGACGAGGCCUAUUUUCUGCAAAAAAGCUAAAACUACAAAGAAGAUUGUGUUGAGGCUUGAGUGUGUGGAGCCCAACUACAGAUCUCAGAGAAUGCUGGCUAUUAAGAAGUGCAAGCAUUUUGAACUGGGAGGAGACAAGAAGAGAAUGGGCCAAGUGAUCCAGUUCUAA
This is a messenger RNA of Nannospalax galili (Upper Galilee mountains blind mole rat), 318 nucleotides long. RefSeq names its product 60S ribosomal protein L36a-like. Gene Ontology annotation, biological process: translation. Gene Ontology annotation, molecular function: structural constituent of ribosome. Gene Ontology annotation, cellular component: ribosome; cytosolic large ribosomal subunit. NCBI's taxonomy places the organism in Eukaryota, Metazoa, Chordata, Mammalia, Rodentia, Spalacidae. The record is from RefSeq and is a predicted model, not a curated record.